This is a messenger RNA of Trichoderma gamsii, 156 nucleotides long. RefSeq lists its product as hypothetical. The annotation marks the transcript as partial. The record is from RefSeq and is a predicted model, not a curated record. NCBI's taxonomy places the organism in Eukaryota, Fungi, Ascomycota, Sordariomycetes, Hypocreales, Hypocreaceae. The transcript has 2 exons.
GCGUCUUUCUUCGGAAGAGUUCAUCGCCAAUCAGCAUGGAGCGCGACUUUAGCGAUUAGGCUACUUACAGUGGCGGAAUUGCUCAGGCUGCGCCACACGCUCUUUGCUCUUCCAACAUGUUUGCCAGCGUUGUUGCUUUCUAAUCAGCCAUUUUGA